AUGAUUCAAUAUGAUGUGAACCCCGGGCAAAACACAAUACGUCGUCGUUCAACGGAGUCCAGUGUAACUAUACCAUUUGAGCGUACUUUCCGCAAUUUAGAUGGAAGUCGUCCUGCGGCAGGCUCACCUGAAGAAUUGGAAUUCAAUUUCUGCGGUUGUGGCUGGCCACAGCAUAUGUUGAUUCCCAAAGGUUUACCAGAGGGUAUGCCCUGUGAAAUAUUUGUUAUGGUGUCGAAUUAUGAAGAUGAUAGAGUUGAUCAAGAAUUGGUUGGCAGCUGUAGCGAUGCUGCUUCUUAUUGUGGUGUUCGUGAUCGUCGUUAUCCAGAUCGUCGUUCCAUGGGUUAUCCUUUCGAUCGUUUACCACGUACUGGCGCAGAUCGAUUGGUCAAUUUCCUUACUCCCAACAUGAGUCUUCUUGACGUGGUUAUUCGUCACGACAAUCGAACUGUUAGUCGCCCAGCAGCUUAACUAUUCGAAACUGUUUUGUUCUUCCAAAAUUGAUGACAUCAGGCCAGGAAAUUGUUGUAGCGAUUAUUUUUCAAAUUUCAUUAAUUAAUUUUUUAUA
This is a messenger RNA of Teleopsis dalmanni, 565 nucleotides long. Its product is annotated as phenoloxidase 2-like. The record is from RefSeq and is a predicted model, not a curated record. NCBI's taxonomy places the organism in Eukaryota, Metazoa, Arthropoda, Insecta, Diptera, Diopsidae. Bases 1 to 468 code for a protein of 155 amino acids. The transcript has 3 exons.